GAAGUGAUUGCUGUGGACUGGAAAGGGCUAAAAGAUGUGGACCAGAUCAAUAUGGACAGCACCAGCUCACUCCAUGGAAGCAGCAUCCACAGACCAUCUACUGAGCAAACACGGACAGAUUUCUCCUGGGAUGGCAUUAAUCUAUCAAUGGAAGAUACAACCUCAAUUCUUCCCAAACUGAAACGAAACUCAAAUGCCUAUGGGAUUGGAGCUCUUGCUAAGUCAUCUUUAUCUGGGAUAUCCCGCAGCAUGAAGGAUCACGUCACCAAGCCCACUGCCAUGGGGCAGGGUCGUGUUGCACAUAUGAUUGAGUGGCAGGGUUGGGGCACAGGCUCCACCCAGCAGCACCAUACUCAUGAGACGGUACGCAAGGAUGCAGAUGCUUACUCUGACCUGAGUGAGGGAGAAAAAGAGGCCCGAUUCCUUGCAGGAGUGAUGCAACAGUUUGCUAUCUCAGAAGCCACACUGAUGGCCUGGUCUUCCAUGGAUGGUGAGGAUGUAAGUGUCAACUCAAAUCAGGAAAACCAAACUGGCAACUACAAUGAAAACUAUCAAGAGAUGAUGGAGAAUCAAGAACACCUGGCCCAGGUGCAGUAUGACAGCUGGCCUCACUCUUACGUCUCGCAAGGCAUGUACUGCCUGGGUUCAUCUGAUGCUUGGGAAACCAGCGAUCAGUCCCUCAUUGCGUCCCCAGCUGCUGGCUCUUACCUCGGCCAGAACUUUGAGGAAUGUCAGUCUAACCUACAGGAAAGUGUUUUAAUCCAGAACAACCUUAUCCAGCAGCACCAGCUGUUGCAAAUGCAACAGCAGCAGCAGCAGCAACAGUUACAGUUACAGCAGCAGCAGCAACAACAACAACAACAACACCAGCAAGUGCAACAAGCUGUGUUCCAAAAUACUGACCUUGUAGAUGUAUGGCCAGCUCAGACAACUCCUAAUGGUGAUGAUAGCAUUGGUAAUGGGGGGAAUGCUGAAUCCAGCACUCUUGUGGGAGUUCACGCAGAAGAGGAAGAAAACCCCGUGCUGGAGAAAGCUCCCCUAUUGAACAAGAAACCUUCUCCAGAAGAGGACGAUGUUGUAUGCCGGGAUCUGGAGUCUCUUUCACCCAGAGAGGAGGCAGAGCCUACUGCCCUUAGCCGCAAGGUUUCUGAUGUCACAUCGUCUGGAGUUCAGUCCUUUGAUGAGGAAGAAGGUGAAACCAAUAACUGA
Molecule: messenger RNA, 1209 nt
Organism: Thamnophis elegans (Western terrestrial garter snake)
Lineage: Eukaryota; Metazoa; Chordata; Lepidosauria; Squamata; Natricidae
Gene: FAM131B
Product: family with sequence similarity 131 member B
Exons: 6
Coding region: 52-1209 (385 amino acids)
Source: RefSeq, a predicted model, not a curated record